Molecule: messenger RNA, 2693 nt
Organism: Vespa mandarinia (Asian giant hornet)
Lineage: Eukaryota; Metazoa; Arthropoda; Insecta; Hymenoptera; Vespidae
Product: lachesin
Cellular component (GO): neuron projection
Source: RefSeq, a predicted model, not a curated record
AAUUAUGAAAUUAAAUAUAUUAUUAUUAUGACUUCGGUAGUUGUCGAUAAUGUCAAAUAUGUCCGGACAGUUUUGAGAGGAACAAGGAAGGAAGGAAGAAAGCCCGAAGUCACGUAUAACUCGUGUUGAAAGUUAUUAUUACAAGUUAUUGCUUGGAAUACUAGUGAGAAGAGACCAAGACUUUGACCCACAUUUGUGAAUCGCUCCACUAACCUAUAUAAAUUCGUCCACUGACCUAUAUAAUAUGUUGGGUAAAAUUCCUCUUCUCAAUGCCAAGUAACGAGACGAACGCUAGGUGACGUACGCGCAUGCGCGUCGCGAUAUAUAUACGGUCUUGCCGGUAACGUGCCGCCAUUUUGAGUUCGGCGACUAGCUACUUGGACACGGGAUACGUAUCGUCCUCGUUUAUUACAGAUUUCCAAGAAUUCAAGUAAGGAUCGGAGAAGAACAGGAGAGAAUAAGAUGGAGAGAAGGUAUCAUCCGCGCUUUGUAAGCCAUUGUAGGAUACUAACGUCGUAUAAAUAAGGAAUCAACCUAAACCCAUAAAUAUCGACUUACCGAACAUGGACGAGCGUUUUCAUUAGAGAGUUAUCAGAGAGCUCCUAAAGUAAAUGAGGGUGGCACAACUAUUACUGUGGUGCGUACUACUCGAAGAUUAUGGUGGCAAUCUCGGCAGGGCGGCAAUUACCAGUGACUCCAUACGACAAGACGCCGCCUCCGCCUCUGCCCCCGCCUCUGCCCCCAUUUCUGCCUCAGCUUCUGCCUCUGCUGCUGCCGCCGCCUCUGCCGCCGCCGCCGCCGCCGUUUCUUCCUUCUCGUCCGCAACGAAUCCUACAUUACCAGAUGCCCCAAAUUUUUCAGAAGCGAUCGGUAACGUGACCGCAGCUAUCGGCAAAGAGGCUAUUCUAUCCUGCACAAUCCGGAAGUUGGGUAAUUACAAGGUAGGAUGGCUACGAGUAGAGGAUCAGACGAUAUUGUCGAUGGGUCAACGAACGGUGACCCAUUCAGCCCGUUUCCUAGUCACCAUGGAAAAGGCCAAGGCAAAGAAUCAGACCCAUUCGAGAGAGGACGAGGAGGCCACUUGGAGUCUCCAUAUUCGCCAACUCAGGAAGGCCGAUCGAGGUUGCUACAUGUGCCAAAUCAACGCUCAGCCCAUGUUGAGCCAGCUGGGAUGCGUCGACGUCCUAGUUCCCCCUGACAUAUUGAGUUCUGGUACAUCGGAGGGAGAGGUCUCGGUUUUAGAAGGAGAAAAUGCAACGCUUUCUUGCAAGGCAUCGGGUAGACCAGCCCCACGCGUACUUUGGAAAAGGGAGAAAAGUGAUUUCAUUCUUAUGAGAGGUCUUCACGAGGCUUUAAUUCAAGUGGACAGCCAGUCCGGCGAGAAGCUGGAAUUAACGAGGGUAGACAGGAGGCAAAUGGGAGCUUAUCUUUGCAUAGCCAGAAACGAAGUACCACCGACAGUCAGCAAAAGGGUCUACCUCAGAGUGAACUUCGCCCCAAUUGCAAAAGUGCGUAAUCAAUUAUUGGGUUCGCCAUUGGACACGGAUGUCUCAUUGAUCUGUUCAAUCGAAGCUUAUCCAAAGACGAUCAACCUGUGGACCCGGAAGGAACAAGUGAUCAUGAGCGGCGGAAGAUACGAGAUCGACGAACGUAGCCAACCGGAGGAAGAAUGGAAGACGACGAUCGAGCUCAAGAUAAAGCGUCUUCAGAAGACGGAUUUAGGAGAAUACACGUGUUCGGCAUCCUCUAGUAUGGGAAAAGCCGAAGCCACUAUCAGGGUAUAUGAGAUAGAACGUGCUACGUUACCAACGCGUGCGACCUCGCCAACCUGGAGAAAACAGAACAAAGGUGGUAAAUCAAAAAGCAUUCUUGGGGUCUCUACGGUCAAUCGAGUUUUCCACCAGCUGAGCACCCCGGCGAUGCAGAAGAGUACAUCCCGAUUGAUCUUCGGUAACAAAUACUCAACGACAUCGACUACCGUUGAUCCACGUGGCUCAUCAUCGAUCGUCGUAAAAGAGAAUAAUGGUUACACCGAUGAGAAAAAAAGCGGAUCUAAGAAGGAACCGAAGGUAGAAAAUGUCGCGAACAUCGGCAAUUUUAUCUUCAACAAACAAAUAUAUACGAUCUGCUUAACGUUUUUAUCGACCAUACGAUAAAAUCAGUUAUAUACGUUUCUCUUGAUUACUAUAUCCAUAAAUAUAUAUAUAUAUUAUAUAUAUAUAUAUCCAUACAACCAAUCUUCACCAGAAAUACCGCAACAACAAACCACCACCACCGCAACAGCCACCACCGCCAUUCGUUGGUCUCACUUUCAAUCAUAUUCUUCUAACACUCAGAACCACCCCUCACCUAACCCUCAUCCCUCUCACCCAACUCACAUCACCCUCAUACCCCUCAACCCCCCUUUUUUCUCUCUCAUCCUUUGCGAGGCUGUGUCUGGACCUCCCUCCCCCCCGUACGGUGUUAAUAAAAAGAUGAUAAGGUAUGUGGUAAUAAUGGAAAGAGUAAAGAGGACAUUAAGCCGUGUUAGGGUAUAAUUCUUUGUGAAUUUCAAACAAGUUCUAUCAGAUAUUGAACGCUUACGAAUGUAUUUUUUAUGAACCUUUUGUCCCCGUCUCCUCGCGAAUGAAGGAGAAAAAAAUAAAGAAGAGAAAAGAAAUCAAAAAAGAAAGAGAGAUAGAGAGAAAGAAAAA